This is a messenger RNA of Trichomonas vaginalis G3, 1188 nucleotides long. Its product is annotated as peptidyl-tyrosine autophosphorylation. Gene Ontology annotation, cellular component: actin cortical patch; medial cortex; mating projection tip. The transcript has a single exon. The record is from RefSeq and is a predicted model, not a curated record. Lineage: Eukaryota; Parabasalia; Trichomonadida; Trichomonadidae. Gene Ontology annotation, molecular function: lipid binding; protein binding. Gene Ontology annotation, biological process: plasma membrane tubulation; actin cortical patch localization; endocytosis. The coding region runs from base 1 to 1188 and encodes 395 amino acids.
AUGUCAGCUAAAGAACUUCUCGAUGUGUAUAAGCGCAUAAGAGAUAGAAUUACCGGUGGUGUAGAGAGCUUUGAUUCUAUCAAUAAGCUUAUUGUCAAGCGUGCUGAAGCAGAAGAAAAGAUCUCGCAUAUCUUAAAAGAGUUAAUCCCAGAAAAGACAACUCCAAACGACUAUAUCAUGGAAAAUAUUAUCGAAGAUCUUAAAAUUGAAUCCGCUCAGCAUCUUAGAAUGUCAAAUGAACUUAAAGUUUUAAUCAUCCAAUCCAAGAGCGGAAAAAUCUUCGCAAAAACACAAUCCGAAAACCAGAAAUCCAUUGAAAAGAUCCUCCACAAGCAAUACAAGGAAUUGAAGGGUCUCAUUAAGGAUUAUGACAAUGCUGUUGCUGAUGUUCAGAAAGAGCAAGAUGCCCUCAAGACAGUCAAAACAGAGAAGCGCGAUGCUCAGCAAAAGAAGAUUGCCAAGGCAACAGAUGAAGCAGCCAAGAGGAAGAAAAUCCUUGAAGAGUUCGCCAACAAAUCUAAGGCAGAUCAAUUCCCACAAAUCUGCAACAUGUUCAGAGACUUCGAUAAAUCUCGUCUGAAGAACCUUCAAGAAAAUAUCCAAGUUUUCGCUCAAAUGGCCAUUCGUCUUCAUGAUUCUGAUCGCGAAGGUGCUAACAGACUUUACAAGAAGAUCCUUACAUUCGAUGCCGAAGACAGAUCAGACAGAUUUGUCCAGACAACAAUCGAUCCUCGUGCUCCUCCUUCAAGUACCGAAUCCAACGACAUCUACGGCAUUGCCCUUUCCGAUUACAGAUCAGACGAAGUCCAGGACCUUCAGUUCAGCAGAGGCGACAGAAUCAAGAUUCUCAACCAGCACAACAGUGGCUGGUGGGAAGGCGAAGUCGAAAGCAGAAGAGGCACAUUCCCAUCAACAUUUGUCGAAAUCGUAGGAAAGAAAGAGAUCAAGCAACUGGUUAUCGGAUCUGUUUUACUUUGCGUCAAGGACUACAAGGCUACUCGCGCUGGAGAAAUCAAUGUUCUUACAGGGGAUCUUAUCUUCGUCGAUUACCUUAAUGGAGACAGAUGCCAAGGAAAGAACCUCCGUACAAACGAUUCUGGAGCAUUCCCACUCUCAACACUUGAACACAGAAUGUUCACUGAUAACGUUCAACCCCAUCCAGCAGCCGCUAACCCACCAGCUCAAUAA